AUGCAGAAGCUUCCUUUUCAUGGGGAACCUAUAAAACUGAAGCUGGAAGCUCUUCUGCUACUUGUGAUCCUUCAGCACCUCCUCCUUCCAAGAAAAGCUCUUACUUACGUUGAUAAAAGUGUUGAUGUUCAAAGCACCACUGUUCAAAACAAGAAUAUUCAGUUGUUCAACAAUAAUAUGGACAAACAACACAGGAUUUCAGAGCUGAAUGAUAGGAUCAACAUAAAGAAGUUUGGAGAUGUUCUAGCUCGUAGAUCAGAACAUGAUCCUAUUAUCAGGGUAAGGUGCACUAAACCAAGGAACGAGUCACUGAAGCUUCACUUUGUCAGAAAGAAGACUGGGUAUGAAUACACUGAGGUUAUACUCCCUCGUGAGCUUGUUAAAUUUGGCUACAGCAAGUGGAUACAAAUUCGGGAAAUUAUUGGCAAACAUAAAGGUAUUCAUGCUCAAGUGGUGAAAUUAGCCAUUCAAAAGUUACUCAACAAAGUCAAGAAGUUAAAUCUUGUGCCAUCUGUUGGACCAUCUAGACCAUCCACUUCAGGAAGAACGGUCACCCCCAGAGGUGUUGAACCUAUUCAGCACAUGUUCAUUCGAGAACCAGAACAUGGUAUUUUUUAUCUUGAUAGUCAAAAUCGCAUGUGUUUUCAACGCUAUGAUGAUCUUCCCGCUGCACCCACUGAGCAUUUAUUUCAUCUCCGCAUGGUAGGACUUAGUCAUUUAGAACUUGAAACAGGAUAA
This is a messenger RNA of Lactuca saligna, 738 nucleotides long. NCBI's taxonomy places the organism in Eukaryota, Viridiplantae, Streptophyta, Magnoliopsida, Asterales, Asteraceae. The record is from the annotation of a GenBank genome assembly.